Molecule: messenger RNA, 614 nt
Organism: Nestor notabilis (Kea)
Lineage: Eukaryota; Metazoa; Chordata; Aves; Psittaciformes; Psittacidae
Product: sorting nexin-9-like
Exons: 5
Biological process (GO): endosomal transport; endocytosis; plasma membrane tubulation
Cellular component (GO): plasma membrane; cytoplasmic vesicle
Molecular function (GO): phosphatidylinositol binding
Source: RefSeq, a predicted model, not a curated record
GAGAAUCUGAUCUCAAUGGAGCAAUAACAGAAGCAGGGAAAACCUAUGAGGAAAUCGCCAGUCUUGUGGCAGAUCAGCCGAAGAAAGAUCUUCAUUUUUUGAUGGAAACAAAUCAUGAAUAUAAAGGAUUUCUUGGUUGCUUUCCUGACAUCAUAGGAGCUCAUAAGGGAGCAAUAGAAAGAGUGAAAGAAUGUGAUAAAUUAGUUGCAACUAGUAAAAUAACACCACAAGACAAACAGAACAUGGUGAAACGUGUGAGCACCAUGGCUUAUGCACUACAAGCUGAGAUGAAUCACUUCCACAGUAACCGGAUUUAUGACUACAACAGUGUCAUUCGUCUGUAUCUGGAGCAGCAGGCACAGUUCUAUGAAACGAUUGCACAGAAGCUGAGGCAGGCACUCAGCCGCUUUCCUAUGAUGUAGAGAAUAAGGAAUAGUCAACAAUAAAGAACAACUCCGAAGUGCUUUUCUGAUGCUGCGGCAACGCUAAUAAAAACUUAUUAGCUUUUGCCAGCCAAAACCCACCAAAAAUCCCCAACAACAACAAUCAGUUGUAGAAAAAAAAGAAUUCUUUAAAAUUUUACUUUAUCAGCUGAAAUCAUAAGAUAAGGUUCU